UAUUACCUCAUACCUGUCUUCCCCCCCUUUUUUUCUUGACCUUGUUUGUCGAGUUUCGAAUUCCAGUUCUAUAAAUUUAUUCAUUUCAAAUUCAAACCAAACAAAAAUUCGUACUCGAAGAAAAUCUGUAUUAAUAUACCUACCUAAAACAAAUUCAAAGAACUGUGAUCGACUAUCAAAGUAGUGUUUAAUUUUGUUAUUUCUAAAUGGCGAAUCCUGUCGUAAAACCUGAAGUUCCCUAUAAUGGGAAAAUUCCUGGAGGAUUGGUACCUGGAAGAAUGUGUAGAAUUCAAGGAGUGAGCCAUCCUGAAGCUGAUAGGUUUGACAUUAACUUCCAAACAGGUCCCAGUUCAGAUCCUCGUGAUAAUACAGCUUUACACCUUUCUGUACGCCACAAUCAGGGUUACAUUGCAAGAAAUUCUUAUAAAGAUGAGGAAUGGGGUGAUGAAAUGGGAGAUGGAGAUCUUCCAAUUGGUCACACAGAACCUUGGGAAAUUCUGUUUUUAGUAGACAAAGAUGACUACAAAAUUGCUAUAAACGGUCGUCACUUCACAGAAUUCCCUCAUAGAAUUCCCAUCUCUGAAGUAAAUUAUCUCCUUAUAGAUGGCACCGUAACUAUUACUCUUAUCUCAUGGGAGGGAAUGAUGGGCCUAGGAGGAACAGAAAGUGCAAGCAAGGCUGCCCAAGUAAAUUCUCAAGGUGGCCCGCAAUUUGGUGGAUAUGCUCCUCCUCAAGGACAAGGUGGAUAUGCUCCUCCUCAAGGACAAGGAGAUUAUUCUUCACCCCAAGGACAAGGAGGAUAUUUUCCUCCUCAAGGAGGUUAUGCUCCUGCACCUGGGUAUGGAGCUCCUCCACAAGGUUAUGGACCCCCACUACCACCAGGGGCACAACCUCAACAGGGUGGUUUUGACUUCUUAGACACCGCUCAAUCAUUUUUAUCGGGAGCAAUCAAAAGUGGCGCUGCUGCAAAUAUUCUAAAAGGGUUCAUGUCAUCAGGAUCUGAACCAAAAGGACAGGGAUAUGCACACCAAAAUGCUAAAUAUGGAAUAUAUCCAGACCUCCCUCAAGACACGAAUUUAAAUAUAAAUCCAAACAACCAACCCAGCCCUGUCGAAAAGCUACUUUCAGGUUUACUUUCUGGUGGUAAUAACCAACAACAAGCUCCUGGAACCAAUCCGCAAGGUCAACAAAAUCAACAAGUCGAUAUUGGUGCCCUCCUUACGAAUUUAUUAAGUAGCCAUCAGUCAAGUCAAGCAACACCAUCCCAUGGGGCACCACAAACAAACGCUCCAGGCGCCCAACAAGGUGGCGAUAUUGGUACUCUCUUAACAUCAUUAUUAUCCGGUGGCAAUCAAGGUGGAAAAACUGGAUCACAAGGACAAACUGGUACUCAAAGCACACAAGGAGGUCCAGAUUUAACCAACCUUUUAUCUGGUCUUUUGUCUGGCACUGCCACUAGACCUUUGCAAGAAAAUACUGGUAGUGGUGCUCGUCAUCCAUCCACUGGAAGUACCCAAUCUCAAGGUCCUGAUUUAGGAUCGCUACUAUCGGGUUUGCUUUCCGGUGGUUCCCAACAGAAUCCUCCUGGUCCCCCGGGUUACCAAAGUCCCCCAGGGUACCAAAAUCCCCCAGGGUACCAAAAUCCUCCUGGAUAUCAAAAUCCUCCUGGGUACCAACAACCACCAGGUGGUGGUCAACAUUCUCAAGGCGGGAUUGAUUUGGGUUCUUUGUUGUCUGGAUUGAUGUCAUCAACUGGAGGAACUCAACAGCCUGGAGGUUAUCAACAACCUGGUGGGUACCAACCCCCAAGGACAGGAGGUGGUGGCUCUGCUCCACCUAGAGACACACCUAUUUCUCAUCCACCAAGGACUGGUCCAACUCGCACACAGAAUCCCGCUAAACCUGGUGAUGAUAUUGUUGAUGUGACUGAUGAUUUAGAGAGAGAAAUGGGCCGUACAGCAGCAGGUGGCGUUACUAGGCAAAGGCCUCAGAGUGGUCCAGCUGAUGAGCAAUAUGGUUAUUAUCCUCAUCCUCCUCAGGACCAGAGGGGACCACUUGAAAAUUUGCUUUCUGGACUACUGUCUGGAGGAGGAGGAACUGCUCCUCAACAACCACAUCAACCCCCACAAUUUGGUGGAGGUCCAUCUAUUGGUGGCCUUGGCAGCAUGAGUGGCCUUUUGGACAAUUUUCUCCAUCCACGGGAUCAAAACCCACGUCAAAACUACUAAACUCCAAACUCCAAAAAUCUAGGUUCAAAGGCCUAAAAGCAGCUUAGGGUGAUUUAUAUUUAUUUUUGUAUUUUUUUUAGUUUAAGUGCAUACAAUUGAAAUUUAUGAGUCUCAGGAUAUUGAAAAUUAUAAUUAUUGUUUAUUUAAAAGUCAAUCGCACAGUUUUAAGUAGGCAUGGAUUAGUAUUAGUGCUCAUAACGAGCUUUGUAGAAAAUAGACAUGGUUGUUAGAUACAAACGUUAAAGCAUUCAAUUUUCGCAGUAUGUGGAAAAAAGACAUUUCUACUAACAUGUCAACUUAUACCAUUAUAUCUGCAGGAAAAUUUAAACUACAGCUAUGUUUCGAUUAUAAUAAAACUAUAUAUUCUCUUAAUCAGUGCCUAAAAUAAUUCACACUAAUUUAUGUAAAAAAAAAAUAGAAUUAGGUACCCACUUUAAGGUAU
Messenger RNA from Psylliodes chrysocephalus, 2670 nucleotides. The record is from the annotation of a GenBank genome assembly. NCBI's taxonomy places the organism in Eukaryota, Metazoa, Arthropoda, Insecta, Coleoptera, Chrysomelidae.